Molecule: messenger RNA, 927 nt
Organism: Torulaspora delbrueckii
Lineage: Eukaryota; Fungi; Ascomycota; Saccharomycetes; Saccharomycetales; Saccharomycetaceae
Gene: CDC21
Product: thymidylate synthase
Exons: 1
Coding region: 1-927 (308 amino acids)
Biological process (GO): dTMP biosynthetic process
Cellular component (GO): mitochondrion; cytosol
Molecular function (GO): thymidylate synthase activity
Source: RefSeq, a predicted model, not a curated record
AUGACUGGUCAGGAUUUGCAAGAGCCUCAAACUCGGGUCGGAAACGCUGAAGAGCAGCAGUAUUUGGACCUAUGUGAACGACUCAUUCAAGAAGGUGAGUUCAGACCUGAUAGAACUGGUACAGGUACCUACAGCUUGUUUGCACCACCUCAGCUACGGUUCAACCUUGCCAAUGACUCUUUUCCCCUGCUGACGACAAAGAAAGUUUUCACCAAGGGAAUCAUACUGGAGCUACUGUGGUUCAUUUCUGGUUGUACUGAUGGUAAGAAGCUAUCUGAGCAGGGGGUCAAAAUUUGGGAGGGAAAUGGAUCUAGAGAGUACCUUGAUAAGCUGGGAUUGCACGAGAGACGUGAGGGAGAUUUGGGGCCGGUUUAUGGAUUUCAAUGGAGGCAUUUUGGUGCUAAAUACAAGACAUGCGAUGACGACUACACUGGCCAAGGAUUUGAUCAAUUGGCCGAUUUGAUCUCAAAGCUAAAGAACAAUCCAUACGACAGAAGAAUCAUCAUGAGUGCAUGGAAUCCACCAGAUUUCCCAUCGAUGGCUUUGCCGCCAUGUCAUGUCUUUUCUCAGUUCUAUGUCAGUUUUCCUGAGAAUGGAAAGCCAAGACUUUCUUGUCUACUGUAUCAAAGAUCCUGUGAUAUGGGACUAGGAGUGCCCUUCAACAUUGCAUCGUAUGCGCUUCUGACCAAGAUGGUUGCCCAUGUCUGCGAUAUGGAACCUGGUGAGUUUAUUCAUACCAUGGGUGAUGCUCAUGUUUACAAAGAUCACAUCGAUGCUCUCAAGGAGCAAAUAUCUAGAAAACCAACUGAGUUCCCAAAAUUGAGAAUAAAGAGGAAAGUGGACAAUAUUGAUGAUUUCAGAUACGAGGAUUUCGAGAUAAAGGAUUAUCAUCCACAAAGUAAAAUUCAGAUGAAGAUGAGUGUUUGA